GUUUCUUGUUCUCCGUCACGACUUAAUCUUGAAAUCCUCGCAUUUGCUGCAUACAUCUAUCUCGACCACUACAAAGGCUGUCACACCCUGAAUAACUAAGGAAGCGCAGCUGCUCAAAAGAUAUACCUGGAAUUGUCGCGACAAAUCCUCUCUACGUUUUAACAAAUCCUUUUUUUUUAAUAUUAUUAUACAAUUUUAACUAGAGAGGAGCACGAAAGAGAAGGGAAAAAGGCGGCGGCGGUGGUGGUGGACGGAAGAUGUCCUCACUGCAGAGGUCAUGGAUACCUUAGCUAUCGUCGCCUUUAUCGUGGGUACUGUGAACCUCCAAGCCCGGUAUUACAACAGCGCGGCUUUUGAUCGUCCACUCCACUUCUCCGUCGUGACCCUGGUCGUUGCUGGCCUCGUGUCUCUUGUCUUCGCCAAGAGCCUGCGUCUCCGGCAUCCCGAGACCCGCCCAAGACGUCAUGUUCUUAACCUUCCCGCCCUCACCACGAACCUGGCAUCGCGCGACAAUCUGAAGAGCUGCCUGCGCUCUAUUUCCCGUCCCAAUAGCUUCGCCUUCCUGGUCGCCCUGAUCGUUGCCCGGACAUUGUUGAAUUGGAGGGCCGUUCGGACAAUUCAAUGCUCGUGGGACGGUCUUUACGCGCUUCUCCCAUUUUUCCUAUCCAUAUGCGAACACCUAACUCCCAUACGACCCGUUGACCUCCCGAGACAUGGUACUGCCUCCGACUCUCACGAUGGCAUACAAUCCCGCGCCCCGGUCGCUCGAUAUGCCGCCCUCGCUCUAUUAUGGGCUUUUGCCGUGACUCACCUGUCUUUCCUGGUCGAGAUCCCAACGGGUGUAAUAUGCCCUCCUGGCUGGACCAUUGAGAGCUUUGCACCUCUCGCACAACUGACUGCUGUGUUCGUCGAUGCCGUAAUCAUAUCCCAGGUUGCCAGACUACGUCAAACCAACCAAGAAGAGGCCGGCGACGCCUGGCAGUCCCUCGGUGCUCUCGCUUGGACGUCGGCUGCUUUUAUCUCUUUUUUCGCUGCGUGGUCAUGUCUCGACCCAGUCAACCAUGCCACAAAUGUGGCCCUCACGCCACUGGAAAUUCGGGAUAUCGUCAUCGAUAGUGCCUUUAUGGCCUUGACGAUGGCAUUUGGAGUUUACCUGCUCGGCAGUUUUCAUGCUCACAUGGUUGCGCUCAUGGCCACUGGCACAACAGUCUUCGUACUUGUCUUGUAUACAGCAUCCGACAGCAACUUGAAUGCUAUAUGGUCUGACUGGUUUAUCACAUCCGUCGUCGUUUUUGUAGGCUUCGGUGCUAUGCUACACUUCCGCAGAGCUAGCAUGUCCCUUCACUGGGAACAUGCAUCCACACUGGGCCGGUAUUGUACCUACGCAUUAGCGGCAUUUCUUCUCGUCCUCUUUUAUGCGUCCUCCCGCAAGCAUGGCAACCCCAUCGUCUCGCCCAAGCACGCCAUGAUAGUCGGACGGACGGAAUCAGAUCACUGGUUCGCCAAUGCUGCGAAGAGCACAUCUUUCGAAUCCGCUACCAAGGAGUAUCGCCACCGGUACGGAAUACCACCGCCCCCUAAUUUCGACAAGUGGUAUGAAUUUGCAGCGACAGUCAAAUCUCCCGUUAUUGAUGCUUUUGAUCAAAUUGAUUCGGAUCUGCUUCCGUUUUGGGCCAUCUCGCCAGCCCUACUACGUCAGAGGGCGACGUAUUUGCUCGAGCACCCCAGCUUGUCCAUGGGCGGUUUGAUCGUCCAGAAUGGCGAGAUAUCGAUUUCGCCUCAUAUUCAUGGCACACAUAGAUGGAUGAUGGACGUAGUUGAAGAGAUGGUCAAACCGUUCAGUAAGUGGCUGCCUGAUAUGCAGCUUGCAUUUAAUCUCGACGAUGAAUGCCGUGUGCCUGUUCCGGCGGUCGAUUACUCGAACUUUAGGGGCGAGGCGCAGAUUUCACGCUCUAGGGCUCAGUCAAAUCGAAAUUUUAUCUCGUUCAGCAAGACUCAGAGCCCCCCAUGGGAUGAAUCUUUCCUUGGCGCAGGCGACUCCAUUUGGCAGCAACAGGCCGAGUCAUUCCACGUCUUGUCGAAGAAACCCAUAUUAUCCGAACUUGUGGCGCCCACCUGUCCUGCCGAUGCGCCUGUAAACCAGGUCCGCUGGUGGAAUCGGAAAAUGCACUGUGAAGAAUGCGCUUCGCCUCACAUGUCACACGGCUUCGUUCGCAAUUGGACACUUGCUGCUGACAUAUGCCACCAGCCUGAUCUUGCCCACUUGCACGGGUUCUUGACCUCGCCUUCAGCCAUGGCCGCCUCUCAAACCCUCUUUCCUGUAUUCAGUCAGGCUAAAGUCCACGGCUUUGCUGAUAUAGUCUACCCAAGCCCGUGGGGCUUUCACGAUAAGGCCCCCUACGAAGAAGAACGGGACAUCCCCUGGGAUCAGAAACUCAAUAGUAUCUUCUGGCGCGGUGCCUCUUCCGAUGGGUUCGCGGUAUAUGGAUCUUGGCAAAUGUUCCUGAGAGCUAGAUUUGUGUGGCUAGCUUCGGCCAUCCGAGACAACAUGGCUGGACAACACAACAAGCAUCGCUUUUUCAGGAGACAGCAAUCAAGUUCCUCGGCUGAUCCGGCCUUGACGACUUCAGGUCCAACUUCACAAACUAGCCAGCAUGGGAACAUGGGAAAUGAGCAGAUCCAAGUCAACGUGUCGUACGUAGGCGAUUUCGGGCGCUGCGAGGGCCGCGACUGCGGCAUCGAACACGCCACCUUCUACGGCUCCUCGUCAGCGAAAUCGCCCCCGGCCGUCGACUUCCAAGAAAACUGGCACCACCGCCACCUCAUCGAUCUAGAUGGAGCCGGGUUCAGCGGGCGGUUCCUACCGUUCCUCCGAUCGGCCUCUCUGCCGUACCGCGCUGCCCUAUUCCGCACGUGGUGGGAAGAACGUAUCCAUCCCUGGAAACACUAUGUCCCGCUCGACCUGAGAUUACGGGAUUUAUGGCCUGCCAUGCAAUAUUUCGGGGCAAGUGAUGAAGGCAAGCGGGAUGCGAGGGAUAUUGCUGAGGCGGGACAGCAGUGGGCGAAAAUAGCGCUACGAAAGGAGGAUAUGCAGGUCUAUAUGUUUAGACUCUUGCUUGAGUGGGGGCGAUUGGUUGAUGAUGAGCGGGAGAGGCUUGGGUUUGUAGUCAGCGAGGGGAAAAAGGGAGUGGGUAAUUGAUGGGAUGGUAUAUUUUCUUUGGUAUGGGCUGGAUCAAUGGAUAGGUGCGGAAAGGAAAGGGUCUGUGAAUGAAAGCAGGGUAAUGGAGUAUGGCGCUGUGGGCUGGCUGGCUGUUCGGGUUUUGAGUUUCUUUAUGUGCGAUAUUUGUGGCUACCAAGGUGCUUACUCACUUACUCCGGUCAGGCAUGGAAUCGAGUGUAUUUGUAUUGUUACCAUGUAUUUUUAUGAUCAAUGGGGAUGAGUCAGAGAGAGAAGCAAGACGCUGAGGAAGCAAGAGGCUUAGAUAAGCUUAUUUGACGACGAAAUUCAUGAUGAUCAUAUGAAUGGUUUAAAGGGUUAAAGUUGAUAUGUUUUUGUUGAGAUAGGUAUCUCCUGUGAUAUUAUCCUGUGACUCUCAUCAUUCAUUCAUUAUCAUUCAUCAAAUUACAUUACAUUGCCUAGGUAGGUAUGUAUGAUUUGUAGGGGGAGCAAGAUAGAUAAGUAGGUAGGUAGG
Messenger RNA from Xylaria bambusicola, 3692 nucleotides. RefSeq lists its product as uncharacterized. The record is from RefSeq and is a predicted model, not a curated record. NCBI's taxonomy places the organism in Eukaryota, Fungi, Ascomycota, Sordariomycetes, Xylariales, Xylariaceae. The coding region runs from base 278 to 3199 and encodes 973 amino acids. The transcript is spliced from 4 exons.